Molecule: messenger RNA, 519 nt
Organism: Musca vetustissima
Lineage: Eukaryota; Metazoa; Arthropoda; Insecta; Diptera; Muscidae
Product: COP9 signalosome complex subunit 2-like
Exons: 2
Coding region: 72-473 (133 amino acids)
Biological process (GO): protein deneddylation
Cellular component (GO): COP9 signalosome
Source: RefSeq, a predicted model, not a curated record
UGAAAUCCGGUAUUAAUCCCUUCGAUUCCCAAGAAGCCAAACCCUAUAAAAAUGAUCCGGAAAUUUUGGCCAUGACCAACUUAGUGGUAUCCUAUCAAAAUAAUGACAUUAAUGAAUUUGAAUCGAUAUUACGCACUAAUCGUAGCAAUAUUAUGGCUGAUCCUUUCAUACGAGAACACAUUGAAGAUCUGCUAAGGAAUAUACGCACACAGGUUCUAAUUAAAUUAAUACGACCAUAUAAAAAUAUAGCCAUACCAUUUAUUGCCAAUGCACUGAAUAUUGAACCGGCCGAAGUUGAGAGUCUAUUGGUGUCGUGCAUACUAGACAAUACCAUCCAGGGACGCAUUGAUCAAGUAAAUCAAGUUUUACAAUUGGAUAAGGAAAACAGUACAGGAUCUCGUUAUAAUGCCAUCGACAAAUGGUCCAACCAAAUUCAAUCUCUACAAAUGGCAGUCAUCAAUAAAAUGGCCUGAGACAGGCCUUCAAUUGCUAUGCAUUGUUUACCAACAUUAAACUUUU